Molecule: messenger RNA, 414 nt
Organism: Geodia barretti
Lineage: Eukaryota; Metazoa; Porifera; Demospongiae; Tetractinellida; Geodiidae
Source: the annotation of a GenBank genome assembly
AUGGGUACCGCGACAGGAGACGGAGUUCCUAGUCGAGGCAGUGUUGGGAGCACGGACUGGAAGGGCGAGUCCGCCUGCAACCACGGUGAUCUGUUCGAGGCGCUGGACGGUCUGGUGGACGUGGUAGUGUCGAAUCCGCCCUAUCUGAGCGACGACGAGGUUGCCGAGCUUCCGCCGGACGUUCAGCGCGAGCCGACGCUUGCCCUUGCCGCCGGAGUGGAUGGGUUGGACGUGCUGCGCAGGUUGAUAGUCGGAGCGUGGGAGUACGAGCCCGGAGGGCUGUUGGCAUUGGAGAUUGAUCCGCGGCGUUUGAGGGGUUCCGAUUUGGCCCGCGGUACUUUCGGAGACAGUAAGGUUGGGAUUGUGAAAGACCACGGGGGUUUGGACAGGGUGGUGACGGUCGGGCUGGGAUGA